AUGCCACCAGAAUACCCCACCUCUCCGCCAGCAACGUCGCACUAUCAAUCGGCACCUCGAACAUCAACGAAACGGCCUACGAAUCCAGGCCCUGUUGGCCGAGGCAUCAAGAAGGAUACCUGUUCAGCCCAUCAAAUGGCGGAUGUGGACAGCAUAUAUGCGUCCGAUGACGCUUCGGAUGUCAGCGCUGUGCCUCCCCUACAAGCAACGGCUAUGAGCGAUCCCCUCUUGUCCUCAGCACUUAGUGACGACCACUCUGGACUACGCUUAGACGACAGUCGUCUGGAAUCUCUCUCGCGCGCAAGCUCUCUGCUGGGUGAUAUCUUGACUGAAGAGCUAGACUUCAACCCGGAUGGCAUAUUUGAUACCCUAGGUCCCACCCCUCCUAAUACUGACGACGAAGACACCAUGGAGGACUUGCCACAGCUGAACCAAGACCCACUGUUUCAGGGGAGUGACGCGCUCUUCGAAAGGAUCUUGGACUCUGGCUCAGACGACCUAGCCCCGGACGCUUCAAUUCCCCCUGCUUUUGACGAAGAUCCGGUCAUCCGGAAUGCCUACAUCACGGCGUAUCUCCUCUCUGCGUGCCACGGAUACACACAAGAGGGAAUCAAGGCCUACCUGGACUCCAUGCACGAGUCUUUCACCGCAUUGCAAAGAAAGGGAAAGUACGAGGAGUUUCAGCACUGGAGGUUACCGGGGCUUGACGACGUCGGAGAGGUUCCGCCCCUCAACGAACCUCGCGACCCUCUGGAUGCCUUCAAUAAUGUAAACUGGGUAAUGGGCGACAUUACUAAUGGCUGGGGCUGGCGUGCAGUGUCGUGGGGUUGGGAACGUCGGAAGGUGAGCAGCGCUGUGUCUUUGUGGGGAGUAGAAGAUGUGUUGGUAGAGGAGAAACAGCAGCGAUUUGUCUCGUUGCCAUGCGGUCUGCUUUUCUCCAUCAAUAUAGACUGGUUUUCUCCGACGAAACGAUCGCGCGCGUACUCUACAGGCGCGAUUUAUGUUACGAUUCUCAACAACCCGAGAUCCAAACACUUCUUACCACAGGAAACUAUACUAUACUGUGUAAUACCUGGCCCACAAGAACCAACCUUGGAGCAGCUGAAUCACAUCACAGAACCACUAGUCGAAGAGCUGUGGGCACUAUACGAGGGUGUUACCAUGCGCAUCCAUGGGGAACCAGAUAAUCAGCAGUUCCCAGUGAACAGCAUGCUGUAUAUCAACACUUCGGACAUCCCUGCGAGCCGAAAGAUUACGGGUCUCCAGGCAUUCUCGAUGCGAGACAAGCGACGGUUCCGCAAGUAUGCAUAUCGGUGGAGGGACGCGAGCACUGAAGAGCGCGAGAGAAUCGAGAUCGAGUGUGGGAUCUUGGUUGUUGGCAGGAUGCUGACACGUUGGAGCCGGAUGAACAAUCCUUAUGAGAAACUCGAGACCUUCUUAGGGAGCAUCUGGUGGCCCUCUACAAUUGGCAGAGUGCCCGCUAAGAUAUCAGGGACAUUAAAGGCCGACCAAUGGUGGAACUUCGCAACAGUUCUGCCUGUCGCACUUUAUUAUGCAUGGCAGCAGAAUGGCAAGAUCCCGGAUUGUGAUUUGCCUAGACCUGCUCCCAAAUCUAAAGCCGGUGCUGCCUUCGCAAAGACUGAGAAGCUGCUGCGAGAACAUCACAAGGCUUAUCAUAUGCAUGUUGCGCGGCAGUUGGGUAGGACUAUAGUUGCGGCACACUUUGAGGAGGAUGACAUCUCUAUGGAUCGGAAUUACCAGUGUCAUUUCAAGGCUGUUCUUGAUGCAUGCUCCGCCAUCCGCAUCUGGACAGCCCAGUCAAUAACACCCAACAAAGCACGGCGGCCGGUUCAUGGGUUCUGGCUAUUUGGGCCAGAACCAAACAAUGGACACCUUGUCAAGGUUAACACAAAUGGACAUACAGGAGGUGAACUUGAAGGUACCAUGAUGCAGAGUUGGAUCAAGAACAUAUUGAUCCAUGACCUGGUACGCAUGAUCGAAGAGCUUGAUGAGCAAAACAAAGAGGACUUGGUUGCCAUCCGGAAACUCAAGAAUUAUUUGAAGGGCUGGCAGGGAUCCAAUGGAUCUGAUGAAGUUGAACUACCGCCUCGAGGUAAACGCAUUAACCUCAAUAUGAUCCAAAUUAAUGGCACAUCGUUAUAUGGUCUCAUUUUCAAUUAUCUGCAGAUACUCUGGAAUUCACAGCAAGCCGGCAAGCCAUUUGUUGCGACUGCGGUGCAAUCCUUCUCCCAUGCCCACGUGAAUGGCAUACAGUUUGGGGCUUGCACUUCAUACAGAGGGAAGGGUAUCUCGUUUGCAUACAUGGAUGGCAGGAUAGCUGUGCAAAUCCAGCAUAUCCUAUCAGUGAAACACGAGUGCCGUGAUCCGCGCUUAGCAGCAUUGUUAACUGCCUUCGCAAUUGUCAAAUGCUUAUGA
Heterobasidion irregulare TC 32-1 is the source of this 2436-nucleotide messenger RNA. RefSeq lists its product as uncharacterized. The transcript is spliced from 13 exons. The coding region runs from base 1 to 2436 and encodes 811 amino acids. Lineage: Eukaryota; Fungi; Basidiomycota; Agaricomycetes; Russulales; Bondarzewiaceae. The record is from RefSeq and is a predicted model, not a curated record.